Aspergillus bombycis is the source of this 1710-nucleotide messenger RNA. RefSeq names its product C2H2-type zinc finger protein. The record is from RefSeq and is a predicted model, not a curated record. Gene Ontology annotation, cellular component: nucleus. Gene Ontology annotation, biological process: regulation of transcription by RNA polymerase II. Gene Ontology annotation, molecular function: RNA polymerase II cis-regulatory region sequence-specific DNA binding; DNA-binding transcription factor activity, RNA polymerase II-specific. The coding region runs from base 1 to 1710 and encodes 569 amino acids. Lineage: Eukaryota; Fungi; Ascomycota; Eurotiomycetes; Eurotiales; Aspergillaceae. The transcript is spliced from 6 exons.
AUGGCUUCUCACACUAAAAAGGACGAUUACUGCCUCGAGUGUCAUUGGGAGUCCUUCCAUAUAGACGGGAAAGAAUCGGAGAGCCAGUCUGACGCCCCCCGAGCAUCCCAGUGGGAUUGCCCAGGCGAAGGACAUGACGCCUCGCUCGACCACUGCCAUGUCGACGACGCCUGCUGCGACAUGGACGACUGCUCCAUCACUUGCCCUUCGGUUUGCGACGGGCUCGUGGAGUGUGAUGAUACCGCAUGCGCUGACACCCACUGCAAUGAUGGCUGUGACGAUACGCACUGCGAGAACGCCGAGGCCCUCUGCUUUGAUGAACAUUGCUUUGAUCACAAUGGUAACGAUGCAACUGUUGCAGACCAUACCCUUGAGUCUCUUUUAGGGCUAGCAGGCCCCAUUAAUUUAGAAUCAAACGAGUUACUUUCGGCAUGCACAGUGGGACAAUCGCAAGGAGAACAACUGCCCAAAACAACGGGCAAUGUCACCCAGGAGAUGGUAGCCCCUCAGCCCUCUAUGGACUCCCUCUUCCCUCAGCAUUCGAUCCCAGUCGCCCAUUGCCACUCUCACAGCUUCCCUCACUUUCAUUUCCAUGACUCUUCUAAAGACGCUCACGGCAACAUGAUGCACCAACCGUUCCCGGCUCAGAACGGCGUUAAUCCGGCAGAUGUAUUCCACAUGUUGGGAAUGUGCCCUGACCUUUCUGCCUGUCAAAACUUUCAUGUACACGAAAACACAAACUGCGACCAUGUUAACAAACCGAAUCCCGACACUAAUUCUAAUUCAUUCGCCUGUUUCCAUAUCCCGCCUAAUGUUAAUCUUAACGACCUCAUGAAAAGCCCGGUACAUAUCCACAGUAACCCCUCGAGGGGCCCCUGUCGUACGCAUCACCGAUGUCGUACGCACACGCAUGCUCAUGUACACCCGUACGGACAUUAUUCGCCAUAUUCCCGCCAGUCCCGGUCCAGUGUGAGCUCGCAAUUGAUAUCUAGCCCGGGCGAUACCCCUCCACCUCUGGAGGGCGGGACUCCGUCGGUGCUGACAAGCCCGAUUACUCCGACCGAGAACGAAGUGCAUGUCUGCAAGUGGACCACCAUGUCAAGCGGAGUGAAGACCAUUUGCGGAGCAGAAUUCUCUGAUUCCUGCACUCUUCAGGAGCAUCUGAUCGCGCAACACAUGUCAACCAUCAAUGGCGCCAAGGGUACCGGAUAUUACUGCUGCUGGGAGGGCUGCCACCGCCCGGAUGAGCCCUUCUCGCAGAAGUCAAAAUUACAAGGCCAUUUCCUGACCCAUAGCAACUACAAGAAUUUCAAAUGCUCGGUCUGUGGCAAAUUUUUCGCUCGACAGGCAACGUUGGAACGCCAUGAACGAAGCCACCGGGGGGAGAAGCCCUACAAGUGCUCUGAAUGCGGGAAGGCUUUCACAGACAGUAGUGAACUGAAAACCCAUUCACGGACGCACACCGGAGAGAAACCUUUCAAGUGUACUUUUCCUGGAUGUAACUUCCAGACCGGUGAUUCAUCAAACAUGUCUAGCCACCGCUUAACACAUGGUGAACGGAAACACAAAUGCAUUUACCCAGGAUGCACCAAGAGCUUUACUCGACCUGACCAACUCAAGCGACACAUGAGAUCGACCCACAAACACGACAGUUCGACCAUGAUGUCACCUGUUUCAGACCAGUUUACACUCUCUUUCCCCAUUGUUUAG